AUGUAUUUUUUAUUAUUUUCGGACCGGAAUGAGACAGGUGGCAGGAGUCCAAACAGUGGAAUUCAGGUUGUCCCUCCAAUUGUAACAUCAUCAACUUUUGUUCAGGAAACUCCUGGGGAGCACACUGGUUUCCGUUACAGUAGAUAUGGAAAUCCAACCAGAAAUUCUCUAGAUGAGUGCUUAGCUUCAUUAGAUGAUGCCAAAUAUGCAAUUACAUUUUCAGCUGGUGUCGGUGCUUUAACUGCAAUUAUGGCAUCAUUUGAGUCUGGCGAUAAUUUAAUUUCAAGCAAGAAGUUUUUUGCUGGUGAUUUUAUUAUUUGGGAUACAUUUAAAAAGCUUGGAGUCGAAACUAAGUACAUUGAUUUUGAGGAUUUAAAUAAUUUGAAGGAAGCACUCGAUGAAAAGACAAGAAUGGUAUGGAUUGAGUCGCCAAUGAAUCCAUCAUUAACCGUUUUAGACAUCAAAGCUAUAGCUGAUAUUGUCCACUUAAAGUCAAAAGCAUUUCUUGUUGUCGAUAACACAUUUCUGACUCCAUACUUCCAACGCCCAUUAGAGCUUGGUGCAGACAUUGUAGCUUAUUCAAUUAGUAAGUUUAUUGGUGGUCAUUCGGAUAUUGUGGGUGGAUCAAUAGUUACAAACAAUCAAGAGCUGUACGAGAAAAUUAAAGCUUCUCAAAUUGCUCUUGGAGUCAUUCCCUCUCCAUUCACUUGUUAUCUUAUAAAUCGUAGCUUACGAACUUUAUCAGUUCGUAUGGAAAAGCAUUUUGAGAAUUCAUAUGCUGUUGCAAAAUUUUUGGAAUCACAUCCUAAAAUUGAAAAGGUCAAUCACCCAGCACUUAAGUCGCAUCAAGGAUUUGGAAUAGCAACAAAACAAUCUUACGGACAUUCUGGAAUUUUUUCAUUCUACAUUAAAAAUGGAACUUUAGAAAUGUCCAAGACAUUCUUCAAAUCUUUGAAGUUGGUGAUUGUCGGUGAAAGCUUGGGAGGUACAGAGACAUUAGCAUCAUUUCCUUGGGUUAUGUCUCAUUCAACAAUGCCUGAAGAUGAGCGAAUAAAAGCAGGAGUUACUGAAAGUUUGAUUAGAAUUUCAAUUGGACUUGAGGAUGUUCGUGAUGUGAUUGAAGAUUUAGGAUAUGCAUUAGAGGCUAUUUAA
Molecule: messenger RNA, 1152 nt
Organism: Chironomus riparius
Lineage: Eukaryota; Metazoa; Arthropoda; Insecta; Diptera; Chironomidae
Source: the annotation of a GenBank genome assembly